CAUUUUUACGUACGUGACGAGAAAGCUCACCUUUGACCCUUUAUCAGUUUACCGGCGAUCGAGUGACUUCACGUUUUCCCCAGACUCCUCAAAAAUGUAUCGAUGUCGAGCUGCAUUGCAGGGCUUAAGACCCUAUUCAAGGAGUAUUUCCACAUCUUGCAGGAAAGCAAGGCUUCCAAAUGGGGCCCUGCCACGUAAUAAGGUGCUGCAAGCCAACACUUCCAGAACGAUGGCUCACAUUAGCACUGAAGGAGUCGGUAAGAACGGACUGUACUGGGUCAUUGGUGGAGCUGCUGCUGUCGUUGCCUCAGCUACUUAUGUUCAAACCCAGGGUUUAGUAACAUGGGGUGGCGAGCCUAAGAGAACCAAUGUCAGUUUUGCUCCCACCGGAUCUGCAGCAGCCAGUACCGAGGCUGCUCCGGCUGAUACAGCACCAGCAGGGAAAGCAUCCCCUGCUGAUGUACCACCACCUGUCGUCCUACCAGAGAUCCCUGAGCAUGCCACAUACCUCUUGAUUGGAGCCGGGACUGCAUCAUUUGCUGCCCUCAGGGCUAUCAGAGCCAACGAUCCCAAGGCAAAGGUCUUAGUCGUUGGAGAUGAGGAAGCCACACCUUAUAUGAGACCACCCCUCUCAAAAGAACUCUGGUUCAGUGAUGACAAAGAAGGUGUCGAAAACCUCAGGUUCAAGCAGUGGAACGGAAAAGAAAAGAGCAUUUUCUUUGAGCCGGAUGCUUUUUACUGCAAGCCAUCUGAACUACCAACAAAGGAGAAUGGAGGAGUCGCAGUACUCAAAGGGCACAAGGUCAAAGGACUCAAUGUGCAGAAGAAGCAAGCAACUUUGGAGGAUGGAUCUGUCAUCUCCUUUGACAAGUGCCUUAUUGCUACAGGUGGUGUUCCAAGGAAUCUCAGGUCAAUAGAAGAGGCUGGGUCAGAGGUCACGGAGAGGACAACACUCUUCAGAAAUAUCAAGGACUUCAAAUCCUUAGAUAAAGCGACCCAGGAUGCCAAAUCUGUGGCUAUCAUUGGAGGCGGAUUCCUGGGCAGCGAACUGGCAUGUGCUCUCGGCAAAAGAGGGAAAGAUACUGGAAUGAAAGUCAUGCAAUUCUUCCCUGAAGCAGGCAACAUGGGCAGAGUUCUACCGGAGUACCUCAGCAAAUGGGCCACAGAUAAAGUAUCAAAUGAGGGUGUUGAGGUUCAUUCAGACAUGUUUCUGAAGAAUGUCUCCUUCAAUGGGAAAUCCAAGCAAGUAGAACUCCAAUUCAGUAAUGGUGAUAAGGUCCAAGCGGACCAUGUGGUGGUAGCAGUAGGACUGGAACCCAACGUUAACCUUGCGGCAAGCUCGGGGCUAGAGGUCGAUGAGAAGUUUGGAGGUUUCAGGGUCAAUGCUGAAUUAGAGGCCCGUAGAGACGUGUGGGUGGCUGGUGAUGCAUCAUGCUUCUAUGACAUCAAGCUUGGGCGUCGCCGUGUAGAGCAUCACGACCAUGCUGUAGUGAGUGGAAGGCUGGCCGGAGAGAACAUGACUGGAGCUGCGAAACCCUACUGGCAUCAAUCUAUGUUUUGGAGUGAUUUAGGCCCAAAUGUUGGGUAUGAAGCCAUCGGUAUCGUUGAUUCCAGUCUACCAACCUAUGGUGUGUUUGCUAAGGCUACAGCUGAGGAUACACCCAAAGCAGUCGUAGAAGCGACAGGAGAGGGAAUCCGCUCAGAAACAGAACAGGCUGCAGUAGAGACCACUCCAUCACCUGCUGCGAGUCCGACUACCUCCGAGGAUUACGGAAAGGGUGUCGUAUUCUACAUGAAGGACAAGGUGGUAGUUGGCAUGUUGUUGUGGAACAUCUUCAACAAGAUGCCCAUUGCAAGAAAGGUGCUCAAGGAUGGUCAGGAACACGAGGACGUCAGUGAGCUGGCCAAGCUCUUCAACCUCCACCAAUCAGAAGAGAGCUGAAUCCCAUCAAACAUUCAAGCAAAUUAGAAUAUUAUAGAGUUAUACGAAAUAUAAUUGCAGAGAAUUACCAUGUAACUGAGCACACCGGGUGUCUUCUUCAGUAUUAUCAAGGGUUUUGUUUCUUAUGGAAGUGACCAAAGCCUUGUAAACUUUGCAGUAAAACUGAAAAAAAACUUAAAAUGAACACGUUGUAGGGCAUUGUUGUAGUUUAACAUGUGGUUGGAAUAUGUUAAAGACAAGACCUUCAAAGGACAUUUUCCAACCCCCUUUUCUCUUCCUUUGCUCCUGUAUCUCCACUUCUUUCAUUCUAACUACACCAUCAACAAUUUAUUUCACUCCCCUCUUUAUUUGCAGUCAUUUUGUGUUUGUCUUCUUUUUGAAUGUUCACUUGUACUUGUACAUUUUGUGUCUUGUUGAAAGGAUAAUGUUACUAGAAAUUUACCCUGUACAAUCCUUAAUUUUGGAAAACAGAAGGAUUAUCAAGCAAUACAAGUUCUCUUCUUUUAACCCAUGUGUGUGAUCUGCAAGUCAUAAAAUGACAGAUUGUAUUGAAUGGGUUAUAAGUAUUUUGAGAACUGCAAAAUAAAGAGGAAUUCAUACAUUUUAACUCCAGACAAUAACACCUUCAAAUCAAUCACACGGUAUCAUUAUCAUGUCCCUACAAGUAUUCAGUAACGAAAUUGAUGUAUGUUUUAAAUAAUGGUCACUAAAUCAUGUGUUUUUGCUAAUUCUGUGCCUUGAAUCAUAUAUGUGUGAUGUUUCCGAUGUGAGGAUUGUUUGCAAUGUAUAGUGUAUCGGCCACUAAAAGUGGCAUAUUAUUCCUGCCAUGAUUGCCUACUAUAUUGCAUGAAGAAAGGCUAUCAGUGUCAUUUGGACCAGUAAAAAUAUGAAUCUGAUUAUGAGGUCAUUAAUCAUUUCUCUGUACAGAAUAAAGAGUCAAAAAGUCAAAAAGAAAAAAAAUGUAUCAUUAAAAAAAAAAAUCUGUGAUCUUGGCUUGUGUCGACUCGAUCACCCUAAAAAGCUUGAAUACUGUUAUACCGUCUCUUGAUAGAGCCAGAUGGAUGUAUAGGAAGUAUAGUACAGGACUUCAUAUCCUUUUGGCUCUAUAAAAGCAGACAAUACAUUGUGAGAUUUUACUCUGUGGAAACGAACUGUGCUUAAAGUCAUUCAGAGUACGUUUAUGUAAUGUACACACUUAUAUUUGAAGAGAUAAGAUUUUAUUGAAUAAAAUCAAGAUAAUUGUUAUCUGA
This is a messenger RNA of Strongylocentrotus purpuratus (purple sea urchin), 3192 nucleotides long. It is a transcript of the gene aifm1, whose product is annotated as apoptosis-inducing factor 1, mitochondrial. Gene Ontology annotation, cellular component: mitochondrion; cytoplasm. The record is from RefSeq and is a predicted model, not a curated record. Bases 95 to 1942 code for a protein of 615 amino acids. Gene Ontology annotation, molecular function: FAD binding; NAD(P)H oxidase H2O2-forming activity; protein dimerization activity. Lineage: Eukaryota; Metazoa; Echinodermata; Echinoidea; Camarodonta; Strongylocentrotidae. Gene Ontology annotation, biological process: apoptotic process; mitochondrial respiratory chain complex assembly. The transcript has 17 exons.